Molecule: messenger RNA, 4342 nt
Organism: Aethina tumida (small hive beetle)
Lineage: Eukaryota; Metazoa; Arthropoda; Insecta; Coleoptera; Nitidulidae
Product: tripeptidyl-peptidase 2
Exons: 12
Biological process (GO): proteolysis
Cellular component (GO): cytosol
Molecular function (GO): tripeptidyl-peptidase activity; serine-type endopeptidase activity
Source: RefSeq, a predicted model, not a curated record
UAUACGCACUGUACCCACUGAGUUUUUCUAUGCUUACUAAAAACUUAUUUGGUACUUUAUGCAGUUUAGAACAUUAUGGUAUGUUCAGAAGUGUCUUAAGAAAUAAUAUUGGGGCCAUUAAGGGAAUUAGGAGUGUAUAUAAUUAUUUUAACAUGUCAGAGGCACCACUAGAGGAUUUUCCAGUUUGGGGUCUGUUGCCCAAAAAAGAGACGGGCGUUGUGUCCUUUUUAAAUAAAUAUCCAACUUAUGAUGGCAGAGGUACGGUCAUUGCAAUUCUGGACUCUGGGAUUGAUCCAGGAGCACCGGGUCUUCAGAGAACAUCAGACGGAAAAGUUAAGGUUAUAGAAAGGUUCGAUUGCAGUGGUUGUGCUGAUGUUAAUACAACAUGCAUAGUUACACCAACCGAAGGGACUAUUACCACACUUACAGGAAAAAAAUUGAAGAUACCUAGCGAUUGGCAUAAUCCUUGCGGAACCUAUAGACUUGGUGUUAAACAUGCAUUUGAUCUUUAUCCCGACAGGUUGAAGGAUCGCGUCAAACAAGAGAUCAAGAAGAAAUCCUGGGACGAAAGUCACCGGAGGAGCUUGGCUGAAGCUACAAGGAGCCUCGUGGAGUUUGAAUCGAAGCGUUCCACGUCGGCAACGUUGAGUGAGUCUGAGAAGCUCGAAAAAGAAGAUAUCGAUGCGAAGUUGGAGUUGCUGAAUAAUUUUGAAAAGAAAUACGCGUCUAGUGGACCUGUUUACGAUUGCAUUCUUUUCCAUGAUGGAACUAAGUGGGUCUGUUGUGUUGAUACAACUGAAGACGGUGAUCUGUCAAAGUGUCCUUUAUUAGGGGAAUAUAGUAUAACUCAUGAUUACGCUCCUCUGACUGAUACUGAUAAGCUUAACUUUAGCAUGAACGUCCACGAUAAUGGGGACGUUUUAGAAUUAGUAGGAGUGUGUUCAAGUCAUGGAACCCACGUAGCUUCCAUAGCCUCGGCGUAUUUCCCCGACACGCCGGAAUUAAAUGGUGUAGCCCCUGGUGCUCAAAUUAUCUCAUUGACAAUAGGAGAUGGAAGGCUGGGAUCGAUGGAAACUGGAACUGCUCUAGUCCGUGCCAUGAUUAAAAUCAUGGAACUGAAAAAGACACGACCUGUAGACGUAAUAAACAUGAGUUACGGCGAGCAUGCCCACUGGGUAGACGCUGGGUAAGUCCGAUUAUUGUAACCACCAUAUUCGUACGGCUCAAUUUUGUUUUCCAGUCGGAUUGGCGAGUUAUUGGAUGACAUUGUUAAUAAGUAUGGCGUGACAUGGGUUGCGUCGGCGGGUAACAACGGACCGGCCUUGGGAACCAUCAGUACUCCCUCGGAUAUGAGUAGGGAACCCAUCAUCAGUGUCGGCGCCUACGUUUCUCCCGAAAUGAUGGUCGCUGAGUACGCGAUGAGGCAAAAAGUUGCAGGUAGUCCGUACACUUGGUCGUCACGUGGACCAACAAUCGACGGUGGGAUAGGAGUUCACAUUUGCGCCCCAGGUGGCGCAAUCACAUCAGUGCCCAACUUCACCUUGCGGUACUCGCAGUUGAUGAACGGCACAUCAAUGGCUUCGCCCCACGUUGCUGGGGCGAUCAGCGUUCUGAUAUCAGGGUUGAUGCAAAGGAAGUUACCACAUACCCCUUAUAUUAUUAAAAAGUCGCUUGAAAAUACUGCUCAUUACUUGACUGACAUUGAACAGUUUGCUCAGGGAAGUGGCUUAGUACAAAUAGAUAAGGCAUUCGAUUAUCUUGUAGAAUAUAACGACAUAACCGAAAGCAAAAUACGGUUUAACAUAAGCUGCGGCUCAAAUAACGCUAAGGGCAUUAGUUUAAGGACUAAAUUAGUAAACUCGUCGUAUUUAUUCAAAGUUUCUGUCGAACCGUGCUUCUUAGACUCCGAUAACGUACCUGCUGAAGAUAAAAUUAAUUUCAAUAUGAAGCUAUGUUUGACGUGCAACGCCAGUUAUGUGAGCUUCCCCAGUUACCUUGACAUAUCGAAUGUGGCCAGAUUGUUCGCCGUUAAAAUCGACACGUCUUCAUUAUCUGAAGGAAUCCACGGUACUUUCAUCUGCGCAUAUGAUAGUAAAAACGUAGAAAAAGGUCCCGUCUUUAAAAUCCCAAUUACCGUAAUAAAACCCAAAGAACUUACCAGAGAGACUAAGUAUGUAGCUAGUUACAACAAAGUUUUAUUCCAACCGAACACAAUCAAAAGGCACUAUUACGUAGUACCCAGCGGAGCGACAUGGGCCGUCAUCAAAAUGCUUUCAGACGACGAUAAUGGUAGAUUCGUGGUGCACACGAUGCAGUUCGUUCCGAGAAGAAACUGCAAAACUCUUGAAACGUGCAAGACUUUGGCUGUUUCAUCCAACUUGGAAACGAACGUGCCAUUCGCCGUGCGUGGUGAUGAAGUCCUGGAGGUUGUGGUGGCGAAAUACUGGGCCAGCUUGGGCGACAAUGUUUUAGAUUACUCCAUCAGUUUCUACGGCGUCAAACCCAAUCAAACUAAUUACACGAUGGUUGGCGUUGAUGGAAUCAUGGCGAUGGAUGUUAGAACAUUGCAAACGGAGGAAAUUAUGGUCAACGUUUUGCUGAAGAAUUCCGUCCAAAUAAUAAAAGCUUCCGAAAGUAAAAUAUCUCCACUUACUGAACGUGAUGUAAUCCCUCCCGGUAGACAAAUUUACGAACUAGUCUUGGUUUACAACUUUUCGUUAACGAAACAAGCGGAAGUCUCACCGAAUUUUGUUCUGUUAAAUGAUACGCUGUACGAAUCCGAAUACGAGUCCCAAUUUUGGCAGUUGUACGACUCGAACCGUCAACUGAUGGGAUGUGGAGAUGCCUAUCCAAGCAAGUACACGGUUAAGUUGGAUAAAGGCGAUUACGUAAUAAGAUUGCAAGUCAGGCAUGACAAGAAGGACCUGCUAGAAAAGUUGAACGAACAGCCGAUUUUACUGAACCAAAAACUGAACAGUAAUAUAUCAUUGGAUGUGUACAACACGUAUUCCCAAGCCUUAAUUGGUGGUAAGAAAGCUGGAGUAACCCAUGUGGGCAAUGCCAGCACACUCAGCCAGUUCUACAUAGCGCCUUUGUCUUCUGAUAAAUUCAAUACAAAAACAAAUAAUACAGCACAUUAUUUAACUGGUUACCUCACUUGUGCUAAAGACGAGAACGGAAAAAGAGUGGAUACUUACCCCUUUAAGUACGUGUUACAUGACACAUCAGUGGUGAAAAAGAACAAUAACAACAAUAACACCAAUGGAGAAAAGACCAAAUUGGAUGAGUACAAUGAAGCCCUAAGAGACUUGAAAGUACAAUGGAUAUCAAAAUUAGACGGCCAAGCUGGAGAAAGUCUUUACAAAGAAUUAACUAAAGACUAUGAUGACCAUUUGCCCUUACAUGCUGCUUAUUUACAAGCCUGCGAGUCCCUGGAUAAAAAAAUAUUACCCACGGUUACCUUUAAGUCCGGCACCGUAGAUAAUGAAAAAAUCAUUUCGAUUUGUGAUAAAAUAAUCAAAAGCGUCAACGAGGAAACAAUUCUGGCCUUCAUUGGUCUGAAGACUGACACCAGAAACGACGCCGCCAAAAUUAAAACAAAUAUGGAACAGCAGAAAAACACGUACAUAGAAAGUUUAUGUCGUAAGGGUAUCGCUUUGUGCAGACUGUACGCGGAGAAAAGUGAGUCAACGACUGAAGACCUGGAAGCUAUAAAGGCAAUUUGGAGUACCGUUUUGAAGUUCUCGGAUCCCAGUGACGCAAAAAUCAACAACAAUGUUUUGUCGUUCUCCAUCUGGCACGCUUACGUCCAGAAACAAUAUGGAAGGGUACUGAAAUAUUUGUUCAAAAUGCAGGACGACAAACCCUCAAAGGAAGUGGAGGAAAGGAUUAUCGAAUUUGCCGAAGCUUUGAACUGGCAACACGUGAAAACACAUUUACAAAGAAGUUUGCCGUCUAAGUUCCCCAGUGCUUACAAACCGUUUUAGUAAAUGAAACAUCAGAUGAACACCUUAGCAUUAUGUAUAUUUUUUACUGUUACGCAAAUUAUGUACACAGGUGCCUAACCGUUUAUAUAAGCUUAGUGCAAGUAAUUAUGUUGGUAGUUAUUAAUUUUUAUAGACUAAUUGUUAUGAAACAACCUCUUAAAAUUGUUAAGUGAAUCAACAAUCUUAAGUAGUCGUUCUCUAACAUUUUAUAUAUUGUAAGUAUUUGUGAUUUAUAGUAAAUUGAUCAAUUUUUUUGUUAUGCUUUAUCAAUUGGUGUUAACAACAUCAUAUACGUAUUUGUUAAUGAAAUGUUUGAUAUGAUUCUUUAUAAAUCAAUAUAUUAAUUUUUAACGUGA